Molecule: messenger RNA, 1239 nt
Organism: Ixodes scapularis (black-legged tick)
Lineage: Eukaryota; Metazoa; Arthropoda; Arachnida; Ixodida; Ixodidae
Exons: 1
Coding region: 1-1239 (412 amino acids)
Biological process (GO): proteolysis
Molecular function (GO): aspartic-type endopeptidase activity
Source: RefSeq, a predicted model, not a curated record
AUGACAGUGCUGGACGCUCAUUUUGCCACGUCUACGAAUGUGCUCGUAGACCGUCACCGGUUCCGACAAAAGCGUCAGGCGCCUAAUGAGGCGUUCGAGGCCUGCGCAGCCAGUCUGCGGAAACUUGCUUCUUCCUGUGACUACGGUGACGGCUUCGACAACGUCAUUCGAGAUCAGCUCCUCGAUGGCACUACUUCUCGUCAAAUCCGAAAACGCCUGCUCUACGAAGGUUCUACCCUCACACUCCAGAGAACGCUCGAUAUUGGCAGACAUAUUGAACAAAUUCAACGGGAGAUUCACGAGUUUGGUGGUUACGCUUCUGUGCAGCGCGUGGCACCGAAGAAAACUGAGAAAUCUACUUCGACAAAACGAUGUGGCUACCGCUGCGGGUCACAAACUCACAGGGCAAACUACGACAAAUGCCCGGCGAAGAAUAAGCGUUGUCGCCGCUGCAAGAAGAUUGGCCACUUCGAAGCAGUCUGUAAGUCGAGCGAGAUGUCCAGUGUUCAAGCCGUCAAGGAUCCGAAUUCGGCGGAAGCUAACGUCGUCACAGUUCUGCAUAUCGGCGACGAUUACAGACGUGCACGGGAAACAUCAACGGAGGUGCUCAUCGGCAACGUUCCCAUUCGUUUUCUUGUGGAUACAGGGGCCACGGUUUCCCUGUUGAGCGAAGAAGACUACCGCAAGAACCUCUCUGGAAGGUAUCCUCUAAGUGCAAAGUCAGUCGUGGUGCAAAACUACACGAAGGAGGAAAUGCCAAGCGUCGGAUGUUUUCUGGUCGAUGUAACCUACAGAAACAAGGACGCCUGCGUCAUGUUCCACGUGACCAAGAGAGGAAUUUCGUUGCUGGGACUCGACGCCAUUCGUAACAUUCGUAUCAACAUUGAAGGAGAAACGCUCAGCUGUUGUCAGGCUGCUCCUUCACCGACGUCUACGUUGCUACCAUCGGGUCUAAGGGAGGAGUUAGGACAACUUUUUUUUCCAAAGAGCUCGGACUUGCUAAAGACUUCGUGCACCAAGUUCAGCGACGUACGCCGGUGCAGCCAGCUACGGCUAAACGUCGAAGACUUCCACCGUCUCUUCAGAAUCAAGUCUCCAAGGCAGACAAUCGCGUGGCUGAUGCCUUGUCACGGCUACCAGUGGAAGGUUAAUAGGUCAAGAGAAAGAGGAGAUAGUCUCCAUUGUUACAUCAUGUGUAAUCAAGGAACAGCUGCGAGAAGCAACCACAGCAGAUGCUAG